UAAACUUUGUGCGUGGUGUGUGGUGCGGUUUUUUUCAAGAAAGUAGAAAAGCACCGUGCAUACUACUAAGUUCGCAGUCUCAACAUCAAGAAAUCUACCGCGGUCUAGGACUGCACUCGCCGGUUCCGUGCUCCGCGCAAUAAUCGAUCCCGUAAAAUAGAUUCGCGGGCAAACCACUUAUGUGGGCGCACGCGUCGCUUUUGGUAUUGCAGCUUUGAUCUGCAACGGGGUAGAGCAAACAAAUUUCAUGCAAAUCUACCAAAAAUGGGUUUCCAUUUUCUGCCUGCCUACCUCGCCGAAGCCGCUCAGCUGUUUCUGGCAGCGGAGCUACUCUUUGCCCCUUGCUUGUUCACCUUCGUAACAGCAACAGCAAGCCCACCUACCACCCGCUACGUCUGUUUCCCGGGCGAGGAGUGGAUGGAGAAGCAGUGCUGUAAUCAGAACCUCUACGGCCCGAAGGGUUUGUCCCACCUCUGCUUUCAACACGGCGGAUUUUCUUUUGACAUGUGCUGCACCGGAAGAACACCAGACGGAAAAGCACCCGCUAUCGGCGACGACGAGGAGGUUAUGUACGUUGAGACGGACGAGCUGGAAAAGCGGUUUCCGGACGGCUGCAGCAGUCACCUGAGCUGGAUCCCCAUGAUUUACGCUGUCUUGCUCUUGACCUCCGUGACCUACAACCAGGUCGGGGAGGUGGUGCGAAACGAAGAUCGGGAGCAUUUCUUGUCCUCCGCAUCUACGUCAAAGCCAGGUGUAGAUGCGGCGCAAAGCAAGAGUUUGAAUGGCGAGGCUGGGACUACUUCCGCAGAAGGUGCCGAAGAGCAAGGCCGCAUAGAGGACCCCAACAGCCAUCAAACGGUCGAGAUGACCAUCCCGCUUUCUUUAUCCCGACCUGGCGGUGCGGUUGCAGAGGGAAAUAUUAAAGAUGAGCCAAAAGCCUCCACCGAAAAUCUGUCUGAGAUUCAGUCGACGACUACCAUCUCCCGUGCGUCGAAUAUUGAGUACUUAGUCCUGCAGCGCGUGGGGUUUUCCAUGUCCCAUUUCUACCGGGGCGCGAUUCAGUUCUUCAAGCACGGAAAGCUUGACCUCGGAAUGAUCAGCAUGCUAAACGACAUCUUGCGGAACUUCGCCUACGCCUUCUCCAAAUGUCCCAUGGUCACGUCGCUCGCGGUCUUGUUGAAGGCGCAUCAGUAUCCUGUGCAAAAGUAUCGUAGUAGGUACUAAUUGCAUUUAUGCAUUACAAAUCUCUUUCUCAAGGCAAAUCAGCAUUACAAAUUCAAUUUGUAAUUCUGGGACAAUUUGUAAUGCAAUUUAUACUAGUACGAUGGUUUUGCAUUGCAUAAUCAGCUCUCGAGCCAGGACGUGUCCGCGGCGCUCGACAUGUACAGUUCCAUCGUGACGUUGGUCACCGAGGCAGAGAAAGCACAGAAAAUCCCAAACACGAGCAGCUGGGGGUGGGGCAUCCUGGUCUCUCGCUUCAACCCGGUAAACACACGGGUUUUUCAGAACAGAACCAGAAUGGAAACCGCAGGUUCAUCUGCGAUCGAAUGGAACGCAGUAAAUGCACUCCGCGGCCGCCCCGACGUAGUAGUUGCAGAAGCGCCCCCUCCAAGUGGAACUUCCUGGAUCGACGCGCUGCUGAAGAUGCAACUGGAGUUGGGCGGGAAUGAACGAGCUGACACGACCCGUCGCGGGGAGGAGCGGGAAAGAAGUUACCAAGGACAAGGAGAUCGCGAAAGUGGUCACACUUUCAACUUCCUGGCCUAUUCCCCGGGCUUUGGCUUCGCGGAAUCGACAGACCUGAAACGAUUGGAAAAGCUGAAAAUCGAGAAAAAUCAGGGGAAAAAUACGAAGAAGCAGCUUCAAGAACCGAACAAAGUUCGGUCAGCUUCAAGAACCGAACAAAGUUCGGUCACUCUUUCUAAUCCAAUUUCUUCCUUCACUGGCUACCGUACUUCGACAGCGGACUUUUCCAAGGCAAUCGUUUCCCUCCCAGACGGUCGGUUUUCGCAGCUUACGCAUGUCCCCACCGUGGACAUCGUGAUGCCGUACUGCUGCGAGGGAUUUUUGGAUUUGAACUUCGCGGUCGGCGAUAAAAACUUCAGGGUGAUUCUCUACGACAUCUGCGGCUGCGACGCGUCCAAGUUGCAGGAAUUGGACGGAAUAAAGGGGAACUUUCUCGUCGUGGUGCAGAACGAUCAUGCUGGAAGUGAAGGCGUGUUUGCGGCAGACAGCGCGGGCGGGUCGUUUGAAAAAGAAGCUGUACAUGAACCGGAAGCUGUAGCUAGGUCGAGGACCACUGCUGCGCUGGGUGAAAAUGAAAAUGAGCAAACUGAGAGCAGCAGCGGCGAGUCGCCACCAGCUACCUCUACGUCUCGACGUGCUGGACUUAGCAAGCUGUACUUCGACAACUCGCUGACCGAAGCAGUUCCCUCGGGCGAGAUUGUUGCCUACUUCUACCACCUGUGGAAGUACUACGACAGGAUGUCGGACGUCACGCUCUUUCUCCACCCGGACUACCAGGAACACAUACGGGAGCAGCUGCUCGAGCGGGUACUCUACAGCCUCAAGGGCAACAACACCUGGGAUUUCUCCCUGGGCUUCAUGUACCUCGGGUGGCGGCACGAAAGUCCCGUGAUAGACGGAAAGGUCGGGCCGCACUGGAGCAGGCACUGUCCGCAUUACGUAGCGGGUGGAUCUGGAUCAUCAGGAACAGGAAGAGCAAGAGCACCAACUACUACAAAAAACAAGCCGGUUGCCGAAGUUCUUGUCGACGAUCCCAGACCUCCUGGCACGCCUUUGUAUCCGUGUCGCUUCGACGAGUGGGCGUUUUCGAACGUGGUCAGAAGGCACCGGCACGACGUGGUGGGCGAUUACAACCCCGAGCUGCUUCGGCGGAUCUGGCGGAUUCUCUUCCAGGAAGAGUUCCACACCGUGUACGACGAUUUCGGGGGGUACGAUUUCAACCAGUUUCUGGUCUCCCGCGACCGCGUCCGCUCCACGAACCAGAGAAGCUACUACCGGCACGUGGCCUACCAACUCCAGGACCUGGCGCAGUACCGGGAGUUAUUCGGAGGAGGUCCUCGAAGAACUUCUACUAGUAGCAGAAGUAGCCCGACGCGAAAUGAAAUCCUGAAAAACGUAAUGUCGAGGAGCCGCGGCCACAACAGAGCGAAUGGCAAGAACGAGAACAUGAAAGCGCCAUCUUCCUCACGACAACGUUUGAAAUUCAAAACGGGACGAGGGCCAGGACCUGCCCGACACCCCAACGCGCAGUCCUUUGUCUCGGACCGUGUAGACCUAACUCCCCGCUACGGCUUUAACAAGGGCGUGUGUAUUUGGUUUGAGCACCUGUGGCACUUGCUUUUUGGGGUUGACGACGCAAGGUGGAAACCCAAGGAGGAACGGAGCUUGGGAGUUGGAGUGGGGUCAUCUGCAGCUGCAUCCGGUCUUCUUGCCAAGGUGGACGUCGACCUCGAACACAGCGGCAGCAGCUCAUCUUGUCCGGCGGAGAUCCACCGCGACGUUGAAACCUCCAGGAGGGUGCUGGUUCGACCUCCUGCUCACUACCUUCACGAGCGGGACGAAAUCCAGCGGCGGCUCCCACAUCGCGACAUACGAAAUAAGUGAACAACCUCCCCUCUCGCUCAUUUGCAUUGCACAAACAGCAAUACAAGCGUCGGCAAGAAUGCAGGUUUUGCAUGACAAAUUUUCCCAGGCUUGUAGUGCUGUUUGAGCUUCCACAACUUGUCGCGCCAAAAGUGGCAAGAGGCAAAAGGGUGGAUUUGGUAUUUUGCAUGACAAGCGAGAGGGAGGGGCAGGGGGAGGAGUGCACUCUCAUACGACAUCGUGCGGUACGACGAUGCGGAGUUGGACUACGAGAAUUACACGCCGAACUACUUUCACAAGAACUUCGACUAUGAUUUCACGAAGACCGCGGACGUCUUGAAGUUUGAGAAAAGAAGAUACCUGUCCUAUUCCCGUUGGGACGAUGCGACUUUGCCUCUAGCCUUUCGCGACUACGUCGAUAGCAUUCAGCUCCACAAGUAUCUCCUCACGCCAAAUGAAACCUGCGCUCUGAUGAACAAAUGUAUGCCGCCAAUUCGGCUGAGAAUAUAGAAAUGAAAAAGAAGGGCAAGAGAUCGUGUACGACGAGGAAAAGAAAAUAUCAAUAUGAAG
This is a messenger RNA of Amoebophrya sp. A120, 4179 nucleotides long. The record is from the annotation of a GenBank genome assembly. NCBI's taxonomy places the organism in Eukaryota, Dinophyceae, Syndiniales, Amoebophryaceae.